Molecule: messenger RNA, 4127 nt
Organism: Haplochromis burtoni (Burton's mouthbrooder)
Lineage: Eukaryota; Metazoa; Chordata; Actinopteri; Cichliformes; Cichlidae
Product: solute carrier family 45 member 3
Exons: 8
Coding region: 490-2154 (554 amino acids)
Biological process (GO): transmembrane transport
Cellular component (GO): membrane
Molecular function (GO): sucrose:proton symporter activity
Source: RefSeq, a predicted model, not a curated record
ACAUACACAGCUGUAUACACCACAGGCUACUGAACUUUAAAGGAAGAAAACCAGUAGCCACUGCUGGCUUUUCAAACAACUUUUGCUGCUUGAAGAGAGAUCAAAGGACUUUGAUGAGGCAAGUGGAAAUAAAAAUGCUAGUGGUUUAUUGCUUAAAGUUUUAGAGUGUGUCUCAGAGAAAGAGGAGCUUCUGGUUUAACAAGAAGACACCACACUGGCAGGUGAAGAUGCCGGCCUCUGCUGGGGCGCUAAUGGAACCUCAAAUAAAAAGGAAACUUAAGAAAGUUGUCUUUGCUGUUCUCUGAUGACCGCUUCAUUCACAAAGCACAUCAUGACAAGGAAGCUGUCCAAAACUGAUGACCAGCCAACACCCCUCUGGGAAACCCUUUUGUUUAAUAGUUGUCUUUACAUUAACUUAAUAUUUCAUAUCAGGACUAAAGACAUUUGUACAUUCAAAUAAGCCACUAAAUAAAAAAUUGAAGAGCCAAGAUGGUUGUGAAAAAGUGGUUUCAGUGUCAGAUGUGGAAGUUGUUGCUGGUGAACACUUUAUCAUGUGGCCUGGAGGUGUGCAUGGCUGCCGGGACUGUCUACAUCCCACCUCUACUGCUGCAGGCCGGCAUGGAGGAACGCUACAUGACUAUGAUGCUUGCUGUGACUCCAGUUUUGGGCUUGAUCUUUAUACCCAUGAUCGGCUCAGCUAGUGAUUCUUGGAGAGGGCGCUUCGGUCGACGCACGCCCUUUAUCUGGAUCCUGAGCCUGGGAGUUUUGCUAGGCCUGCAAAUAAUUCCCCAAGCCAGGCGGCUGACUCUACUGAUUUCACCACAGCACCCUCACUGGGUGCAAGCCGGCAUGCAGGCUGCAGCUGUGUGCCUUGUCGAGUUCUGCGCACAGGCCUGUCUCACCCUACUGCUUGCCCUGCUGUCAGAUCUGUUCCCCGGGGAGGAAGAAAACCGAAAAGCAUUCUCAGUUAAUUCCCUGAUGACAAGCCUGGGGGGAUGCUUGGGGUUUUUGCUUCCUUCCGUGGACUGGAGCCAGGUGCCCAUAGCAGUAUAUUUGGGAGGGCAAGAGGCCUUUGUUUACACCCUGCUCACCCUCCUAUUUUUUGGCUGCCUCCUCUCCACAACCUGCAUCAAGGAGGAAGCAGGAGUCAGAGGAGAGAGGAAGAUUCUUGUUCAUCCCCCUUUAAAAAGUUUGGGGAGCAGAUGCUGCCCGUUCCCCUUCCUACUUCGGCCUCGUUGUUUACGUGAUGUGCUGUGUCGACGUGCAUCAGAGGCUCUUUCAAUGCUGCAUCAUUUGUAUGCGGUGUGCAUACAUGUGCCACAGGUCAUAUGGAGACUUUUUGUGGCAGAGGUGUGUAGUUGGAUGGCACUGAUGAGUGUCAUGCUCUUCUUCGCUGACUUUAUGGGGGAGGGAUUGUACCAGGGAGUGCCGGGUGCAGAUCCAGAAUCACAGGAAAGGAAACACUAUGAUGAAGGUGUGCGCAUGGCCAGUCUGGCUCUCUUCCUGCAGUGUGCAGUGUCGGUGCUGUGCUCUACGCUAAUGGACCGCUGGGUGGCUCUGCUGGGAGCCAAAGUGGUAUACACUAGUGGGGUGGCUCUUCUGCUGUUGGCCACCACCGUCAUGAGUGUCACAGACAGUGUGAUGAUGGUCACUGUCAUGGCUGCUGUGACGGGGUACACGCUCUGUGUCCUGCAGGUGCUGCCAUACACACUGCUGUGUCUCUAUCACUCAGACAGAAAGAUUUUCUUCAAGUCAUCCAGACCCAGACCUCUUGAGCGGACUGAAAGUAAUGACCCAACACUUGCUAAGCCUGUUCCCUCAUGUGGUCCACCUGCUAAGCACCAAGCUGUGGGGCUGAUACCUCAUGUGGCAGAGCCCUCUGUUGAGUCGCCACAUCUAUCACUUUUGGUGGCUGGAGGUGAUAGAGCUGAAGCAGACUCCACACAAGUCUCAAACAGAGGGAUGGGCUUUGACAUGGCAAUACUGGAAGGCGCGUACCUUCUCUCCCAGUUGCUGCCAGCCAUGUGUCUCGGUUCCAUAGUGCAGCUGACUAACAGCGUGAGGGCGUACAUGGCCUGUGCCUGCUGCUUCAGCCUGCUGGCUUUGCUCUUUGCCAGAAGAGUUGUCUACAGCCACACUGACCUCCAGUGUUGAUCGAGUCUCCAUCAGGAACAUCAGCCGACACAAGAGUCAUGUGCUGGAAACAGUGAAUCCUGAGUGUUCUCGUGUGGGGGAACACAGAGCAUUCUUCAGGUUUUUAUAGGCAUUCAAGGAUAUAAAGCAGUCAUAGAAGAAUCAUGCUGCCACUUUAAGAUCAUACCACAUGCCAAAUGUAGUGUCUUUUUAAUACAAUAAGGUCCAUGAAUGCUGUGUUUCCGUCACUCUUAUUGUGAGUGAAAUGACACAGCACACAGAAUACACUGUAUCAAAUAACUUUGUUUUUUGUAUUCUUGGAUAGGGAACGACAGGGAAUGAUAUCCUGCCGUGUGCUGUUGCUAAGAAACAACACUGGAGCCUUGACACUCCUUGUGUGGUGCAUUCUGCUGCAGUCUCCUCAUCCAUAUGCUCAGCUUGGCUGCUAUGGAGAUUCAUUUACAGCUAGCAUGUAACCUAAUUACCCAGUGAUUAGAAAGCAUGUUUAAAAUACCUUCCUUCUGAGCCGUGUGUUCCAGCCGUUUGCGGCCGUAGUGGUUGUAGUCUUACGCAUGAUGGGCUGAGAUAUUAUGGUAAAAUGAACUCUCCACUCCCUGUCCUUCUGUUGUAGAAGAGGGUGUGGACAGAUCAAUAUUGACUUGAGCUUGAGUUUACAAUACAUCUGUGCAGUCUUAUCUACUCUGAGUCCACGUGUGCAUCCAGUAUAACCAGGGAGGCUGAAAUAUUGCACUGAUGUCAUCUUUCUCAUCAAAGUUGUCUGGAAAUUGUGCAGCUGAAGGAUUCCUUUAAAAGGGACAAUGAGCCAGUACCUUGUAUUUAUUCAUGUCAUUAUCUUGUAUUCAGCCAUAAGGCCCUAAUUUAUUGAAGUAGACAUGACAUGUAAUUUGUUGUCAAUUAAUCAGGAGGCAGCCCAGAUUCCCCAGUUCACCACGUGUUUGACUGGCGUGCUGGAAAAGCUGUACUAAUCACCAUAUAUAUAUAUAAAUUCUUCACCAUUGGAGGUUAUAGUUUUGAAAAUGACACAACUGCAUGUAAAAAUGCUCAGCUGGAAAUGUUAUUGACGCAAAACAUGUUUUGCAUGUGUCAUACUUCUGGGAUAUAUUUAGAGAUGGGGUCUUCUGACUGAGAUUUUUCUUUUCUUUUUAUAUUUACAUGUGUUUGAGUUGUUUGAGAUACUUAAUUGCACUAAGUUUAUAGGUUAUUUGGGAAUUUGCUCGGGGGAUUUUGUUUUUAAGUUGUCCUAAUUGUUUUCUGAAUCUUAUAGGUUUAAAGAAUGGUAGAAGGUUUAAAAAGUCUUACUUUGAAAUGUAGCCAUGGCAUGUGAAUAAAUGUGUUGUUUUACUGGCUUUAAUAUUUUCCCAUUUUAGUCACGUUUAGUGUAAAGAUUCAUCUUCUGUCUGAGUUCCGUAGCCCUUCCAAACCACCAGAGGGCCCCUUUGCACAACAGAAAAGCUGCACAGCAUGAAGUGUAAAUGCAUGAAGGUAUUCUUGUAGGUCAACUUUUAUAUGUUCAUUCUUCUAACAGUGUACAUGCAUUAACAAAUGUGAUCUUGAUAUGUUAAGAGUUUUUUUUUAAAUAAAAGUUUUAUGUCCUCAAAAUAAUGUGGAAUAUUACAGCUUUCAUGUUGAUGGAGUAUAAAUCAAGGUGUGAAGUUUGGUUUUGCCUAGCAGUGAGAAGGAUGCGUUUCAUCAGUUCCUCCAAAGCAUGAAGAUCAUUCUCAGCACGUCAACACUUUGUGCCGAGAUUCUCUCACAUCUCCACAAGGAGAUGCUUGAACUGCUCAAACACAUUUGACUUUAAAAUUCUUUUAAAACGUGAACUAUGAUGUUAUUAUUAAUCUCUUCCUCCCCUCACUCCCAACCAGUCGCAGUAGACGACUGAGUCUGGUUCUGCUGGAGGUUUCUUGCUGUUAAAAAGGAGAUUUUCCUUCCCACCGUUGCCAAGUGCUUGCUCAAAGGGGGCCAUCUGAUUG